AGAAUGCCUAAAGCCUUCGAUCCGAUCGGAGCUGCCAACUUUGAUUUUCCCAUUGGGUCCGAGAAUGAUGUUCUUGCCCCAGCAAACAUUCGCGAGAAGAAGGCAAAGGAUGCAUGGCUCAAGAUUAUGAAUGCAAGACACCUCAGGCAUCUCCUCCGAGAAUGCUAUAGGAGAGAAGGAGUGAAUCAUAAGGACAACUGCAAAGAGUUUGCACAAGCUUACUUUGAAGCCAUCCAGCAACCUAUGUUCACCGGAGGUGCAGGAGCAUUGAAAGCCAAUGCCGCGAACCGCCAGAAGCACCAAGCUGAAUCUGAACACUGAGGCUGGAAUUUCAUUUGCGCGUUUCAGCUGAUCGGAUAAAAUCAUUCAACGUGACGCAAUGACGGCGGCAGGCGGUCAGUUAUCCCACCGACCGUACCAUCCUGGAGCAUCGACGGAAAGCCUCAAUCCAAGCCUUUGCAACCCUUCCCUACCGUACAGUGGUCGAAUCCAAUAAAACUCCAGCAAUCGUCA
Guillardia theta CCMP2712 is the source of this 513-nucleotide messenger RNA. RefSeq lists its product as hypothetical. NCBI's taxonomy places the organism in Eukaryota, Cryptophyceae, Pyrenomonadales, Geminigeraceae. The coding region runs from base 4 to 321 and encodes 105 amino acids. The transcript has 5 exons. The record is from RefSeq and is a predicted model, not a curated record.